AGCCAGCCAGCUCCCAGGGCCCAGCCCGCCCGGUGCCCGGCUCUCUGGGCGGACCCUGGCCUGCGUGCCCCAGCCGGCGAUGGCUCCACUCGGAUAUUUCUUGGUGCUCUGCAGCCUGAGGCCGGCGCUGGGGAGCUACCCGAUCUGGUGGUCACUGGCUGUCGGGCCACAGUUCUCCGCCCUGGGCAGCCACCCGGUCCUCUGUGCCACCAUCCCUGGCCUGGUGCCCAAGCAGCUUCGCUUCUGCCGGAACUAUGUGGACAUCAUGCCGGGCGUGGCCGAGGGCGUGAAGGUGGGCGUCCAGGAGUGCCAGCACCAAUUCCGGGGCCGCCGCUGGAACUGCACCACCGUCAACGACAGCCUGGCCAUCUUUGGGCCUGUGCUUGACAGAGCCACCCGCGAGUCUGCCUUCGUCCAUGCCAUCGCUUCAGCUGGUGUGGCCUUUGCCGUGACCCGCUCCUGUGCAGAGGGCUCGGCCACCAUCUGCGGCUGCAGCACUCGCCACCAGGGCUCACCGGGUGAGGGCUGGAAGUGGGGUGGCUGCAGUGAGGACAUCGAAUUUGGUGGGAUGGUGUCCCGAGAGUUCGCAGAUGCCCGGGAGAACCGGCCAGAUGCCCGCUCAGCCAUGAACCGCCACAACAAUGAGGCCGGCCGCCAGGCCGUCGCCAGCCACAUGCACCUGAAGUGCAAGUGCCACGGGCUGUCGGGCAGCUGCGAGGUGAAGACCUGCUGGUGGUCGCAGCCUGACUUCCGCGCCGUGGGCGACUUCCUGAAGGACAAGUAUGACAGCGCGUCGGAGAUGGUGGUGGAGAAGCACCGCGAGUCGCGCGGCUGGGUGGAGACGCUGCGGCCGCGCUACACCUACUUCAAGGCGCCCACCGAGCGCGACCUGGUCUACUACGAGGCCUCGCCCAACUUCUGCGAGCCGGACCCCGAGACCGGCUCCUUCGGCACGCGCGACCGCACCUGCAACGUGAGCUCGCACGGCAUCGACGGCUGCGACCUGCUGUGCUGCGGCCGCGGCCACAACGCGCGCACGGAGCAGCGCCGUGAGAAGUGCGGCUGCGUGUUCCACUGGUGCUGCUACGUGCGCUGCCAGGAGUGCGCGCGCGCCUACGACGUGCACACGUGCAAGUAGGCGCGGCCGCGGGGGCUCGGACCGAGCAGAACGCGGGUUCCCAGAGGGGCCAGUCGUGAGACCCCACGCGCGCCAGGUCCCCACCGCACCUUGCCGCGGGGGCCUGGGCCCACUCCGAGGCCGCGCCUCUCCCCUCCGCCCGGGACUUGCCCCCUCGGGACCGGCCUCCCGAAGAAGCCAAGCCUGCGGCCCCCCGCCCGAGCACUGAGCUCAGCCCUGCGCCCCCGCCCCUGCUGGGAGCGCCCCGUCCCGCCCAGCGGCCCCGCCCCGCGGCUCCCGGAGAUGCCUGCCUCACCUGGAGCUGUUGGGAGUCAGCGGCCCUGAGCCCGCUCUGCUGGGCCCUGCCACUGUGAAUCCUCCCCUCCAGGCAGGGAGCGGACUGGCCAGAGGAGAGGGCACGCGCGACCGCCCUUCCCUGGCAUUGGAAUUGGGGGUUUCAAUUUUAUUUCUGAUGCUGCUAUAUCUACCUUCCACUGGAGUUAGACGUGUUGCUUCAUUUUGAUUUUUUCUUUUCUUUCUAUGAAAGAAAUUAUUUUAGUGAUAGCACAUGAGUUUCAAAUAAUGGGGAAAGUUGAAGAAACAACGUAAUAAGUCUGUGGUUU
Heterocephalus glaber (naked mole-rat) is the source of this 1740-nucleotide messenger RNA. RefSeq names its product Wnt family member 3A (gene Wnt3a). Gene Ontology annotation, cellular component: extracellular region. Gene Ontology annotation, biological process: neuron differentiation; cell fate commitment; multicellular organism development. The record is from RefSeq and is a predicted model, not a curated record. Gene Ontology annotation, molecular function: frizzled binding; cytokine activity. Lineage: Eukaryota; Metazoa; Chordata; Mammalia; Rodentia; Bathyergidae.